AUGCGGAGGACACUUUGUUUCCACCUCUGGUCCAGGAAGACACCACCUGCUCAGGGUAACUUGAGCCGCGCGCACAGCCACCCACCCUGCGCCCCGAAGUCCGCGAACCAGCCGCUGCGCCCGCGGAUCGCAGCGACGGGGACCCGCGCGCCCCGAGCCCGAGCCCGCAGCAAGAGACGCCUCCGCGGUGAGCCGUCCGCGCACCGAGCCAGAGGGCCGCCCGUGCGCGGCAGUGGAGCCCCCGUGCGGCCAGAGUAG
Messenger RNA from Rangifer tarandus platyrhynchus (Svalbard reindeer), 258 nucleotides. The record is from the annotation of a GenBank genome assembly. Lineage: Eukaryota; Metazoa; Chordata; Mammalia; Artiodactyla; Cervidae.